AAUAAAUAUACAAGAGUUCGUUCAGCUUAUAAACUUCAGCGUAUAGAGCUCCUAAAAUAGAGUCCCUGUAAUUAAACGACAGUUCAACAAGUAACAGUGCCUUGAAGGCUGACGUCCAAACCUCGAUCUUGGCUCUUUCUGAUCCAAGUUUUGCAGGAUUCAUGUCAUAUUUUGCGAUUUUGGAAAUUCAGAAGAACAACUCUCUCUGUUUCCACCCCUCUCAGAAGUAAUGUGGAAGCGUGGAAAUAAAUCAAAGGCUUGGACUGGGCCUCAAAAGAGAUAUCUUACUGUUUUUAUCACCUCUCUUUUUCUGAUUCUUGUAGUUUUUUCAUUUUCAUUGCGGGAUCAUGGUAAUAAAACCACAUCAUCAUUUGGACUUGUGAAGCACGAAUGGAAUAGCUCUUUGCAUCUGGUGCACUUUCAUCCAACUAUAGAGGUUCUGAAUGGAACGGAGCUCAUAUGGCAGAUACCUGAUACACCUAAGGCGGUUAUCUUUGUGGCUCAUGGGUGCAAUGGCAGAUCUGUUAACUUUUGGGACAGGUCUUCUACCUGCCCUAGUUGCAUUGGUUUACCUGAAGAAAGGCUAAUCGUCCUUAAUGCUCUUGCUCGAAAGUUUGCUGUUCUUACCAUUUCAAGCGCAGCAAGAUGCUGGACAUUUAGGGAGGAAAAAUUCGUCGUCAAAGAUAUUAUAAAACAGUGGGUUGAGAAAAAUAGGCUUCAACAAUUUCCUCUGGUGGCUUUGGGGGCCUCCUCUGGAGGGUACUUUAUUUCUGUUCUUGCCACCGAGUUGAAGUUUAGCAGUCUUACAAUUAUGAUUGCUGAAGGUAUAUUUGAUAAAAUUCAUAUCACAAGGGAGUACCCUCCUACUUUAUUUGUGCACAUGCCUAAAGAUCGACGUAGGCAUACCAAGAUAAAUGAAAGUUUGGAACUACUGAAGAAUAAAGGUGUUGAUGUGGAAGAGAUUGAGUGCAUGGAAUUCCCCUUGUCUCCACAAAUUUUAGCGGACAGAAUCCAAGGUAUUGAUCAAACUGUUUCUGCAGAGUUGUUUGAGCUUUUCCAGGACAAGGGCUUCAUUGAUGAAAGUGGAUAUAUGAGGAAUGAUGGGCGUGCAACGAAUUGGAAGAAAGCUCUCAGAGAGAGUAGAAUUCAAUUGCCAGAUCAGCGUUUGGAACAACACAUUCAGGAGGAAUUAAAUCUUGCAUUUGCUUACCAUGAAAUGACUAGCUUGCAUUGUGAAAAGAUCUUUGAAUGGUUUGAAUCUCAUAUGAGCUGAUCAGAACCAUAUGGUAACAUUAUCCUCAGUUUUUUCUGGAAUAGAUUGUGGCCAGAAUCUGAAGCAAUUUGAGAUUGUAAUUCUUGAAGCAAUCAGAAUUCAAGUUAAUCAAAUGAAAAUGAAAAGCCAUGGAGUAUAACCAAAUGCCAAAUACAGUCACCAAGCUAGACGCCUGCAUGCUGAAGAGACUCGGUUAAUAAAGUAGAUAUCUGGAUAUCAGAUAUCAAUUUGUUGUCUCAAACGUGUCUGAUGGGUGGACCUGGUUUAUAUUUAUUUUUAUUUGGCUGUUUAUCUACAUGUCGACCGCUAUUGUAAUGUUUAAAUUCUUAAGCGUAACAAUGUAGAAAACAGAGGAGAACACAAGUUAAAUCAGACA
Carya illinoinensis is the source of this 1649-nucleotide messenger RNA. RefSeq lists its product as uncharacterized. The transcript is spliced from 2 exons. The record is from RefSeq and is a predicted model, not a curated record. Bases 230 to 1273 code for a protein of 347 amino acids. NCBI's taxonomy places the organism in Eukaryota, Viridiplantae, Streptophyta, Magnoliopsida, Fagales, Juglandaceae.